AUGGAGGCCGCUCCCUGUCCGGAGGGUCGGGUGGGUCUGGAGUUGACGUGGCUACUACGUACCGUCCCGUUCGCCCACUCCGGACGCAGCAUAUACGGUGACGAAGAAUACGUAACUGGUGACCUUAGUGGGCAUGGACGGAAUGGUGGAGGAGAACGGCACGUCCGGGGGUGCAGGCGUUACGGAUCCAUUGACAAACGCUGGCUCUUCGACUGGCGCCCCAGCCCCUCAUGUUGUUACCAGCAUCGUGCAGCUUACCCUACCUGCACAAGCUCCAUCAGCUCAGGAAAUGUUAUUCUUGUUAGUAAACCAAGCUCUGUUAUCCAUACAACUCAAGGGACCUUGCAAACAUUACAGAUUAAACCAGAACCAAAUUCUAUAGUCAAUACACAGGGACAAUCUUGCAGUGAUGAAAGUUGCAGCGAUGAUGAAAGUCCCAAACGCAAAUAUCGUGAAAUGUUAACUAGACGUCCAUCAUAUAGAAAAAUACUUAAUGAUCUUGGAGGUGCUGAAAUUGCUGAAAAUCGCAUGGGCUCUAAACCAGGAUGCGAGAAUGAAGUGUCGCUGUCAUCUCCCUUAUCAUUUGCACCAGUGAUUCCAGCUGGAGCCAUACAAACAGAGAGUGGACUACACACAUUAGCCGUCUCUGGUGCUGCUGGUGGUGGUGCUAUAGUCCAAUAUGCAACAAAUCAAGAUGGUCAGUUCUAUGUCCCGGGUCCAAUUUUAGAAGAUCAGACGAGAAAGCGAGAAUUGCGGUUACUUAAAAAUCGUGAAGCGGCCAGAGAGUGUCGACGCAAAAAAAAGGAGUAUAUUAAAUGUCUAGAAAAUAGAGUAGCAGUUUUGGAAAAUCAAAAUAAAGCAUUAAUAGAAGAGUUAAAAUCCCUUAAAGAGCUCUACUGCCAGCAGAAAACAGAA
Iphiclides podalirius (scarce swallowtail) is the source of this 915-nucleotide messenger RNA. The record is from the annotation of a GenBank genome assembly. Lineage: Eukaryota; Metazoa; Arthropoda; Insecta; Lepidoptera; Papilionidae.